AUGCUGUGCCGGCCUCUCCAGCGUCGACUUCCGCUUGCCCUAGCGCAUCGCGAACUUAUCCGAUGUCGGCCAAGCUUGUUAUCUGUCAGCCACGUUCGCCAACUGUCAAGUGGGCCAACUAGCUUUCCAACAUGGUCUCAAUUCAACCGGUCCGACUUCACAAAUCAGCCGUACACCGGAAGCUAUGAGACUGGGCUGCCUACCACUGGUCCUUUAGCCUCAACGCCAGCCUUUGGUGCUCCGCGAAUCACACCGAAAGUGCUGAAGCAAUAUCUCGAUCAAUAUGUCGUGGGGCAAGAUCGCGCAAAGAAGGUACUGAGUGUGGCCGUUUAUAACCAUUCCCAGCGAGUUCAAGAAGUAGCACGAAGGCAGGAGGAAGCUGAAGAGCUGUUGUCAAAACGGCAAAGAAAGGAGGCACUUGAAGGCCACCCCUUGGAAGAUGAGUUUCGAGGCCAGCAAAGAACAGUCGGACUUCAAUCUUCAUCCAAAUCUCGCCCGGCUACACCGCUAGACCAGAAUGAGCUGGUUGAUAGUUCUCCGCUUCAGUUGGAAAAGUCCAAUAUCCUUCUCCUCGGGCCGUCUGGCGUCGGCAAGACACUGAUGGCAAAAACACUAGCUCGGGUUUUGUCAGUGCCAUUUAGUAUUUCGGACUGCACCCCAUUUACGCAAGCGGGAUACAUUGGAGAGGAUGCUGAGACAUGUGUUCACCGGCUUCUUGCCGCUGCCAACUAUGAUGUUGAGCAGGCAGAGCGUGGAAUCAUUGUACUCGACGAGAUCGAUAAGAUCGCGGCAGCUAAAGUCAGCCAUGGAAAGGAUGUUGGUGGAGAAGGAGUUCAACAAGCACUGCUUAAGAUCAUCGAGGGCACUACGAUUCAAGUACAGGCCAAACCAGAAAAGAACCCUCGCUCGACCAGCCCUCCCAAUACAUAUCCAUCCAACAGUCCUCUGGGAAACACUCCCUUCCAGCCGCACAAUGGAAACUUGAACCCCUCGGCCAAGGGCGAAGUCUACAAUGUGCGCACAGACAACAUCCUUUUUAUAUUCUCGGGCGCAUUUGUUGGACUAAAUAAACUGGUCAUGGACCGAAAUUUCUCGCGGCUCAAUGGGGAGCCCCUUCUUAUCCUCCCAGGCUCCGAGGAAGAAGCUCUCUACAAGAAACAUCUUCCAUUCUUCACAUCUGCAUCUCCCACCACCUCAGGCGGCGAAGCAACAUAUUUCAACGCACUGGACCUCCUAACACCAGCCGACCUGCAAACAUACGGCUUCAUUCCAGAGCUAAUUGGCCGGAUUCCCGUUAACGCCGCCCUAUCAACGCUAACUCAGCCCUUACUUCUGCGCAUCCUUACAGAGCCCCGCAAUUCAUUACUGGCUCAGUACACCGCUCUCUUCUCACUCUCUGGAAUUGAACUCCGUUUUACCACACCUGCGCUUCAUACCAUCGCCGCAAAUGCUUUCAAGAUGGGCACUGGUGCUCGUGCCCUGCGCACAGAGAUGGAGACUAUCCUUAGUGACGCAAUGUUCGAAGUCCCAGGAUCUAGUGUGAAAUUUGUUCUCGUUACAGAAGCCGUCGCUAAGCGGGAGGAUCAGCCCGUUUAUCUUCCUCGUGGCCAGGGCGCCAAAUUCCACGCUAUGAUCUCUGCCGAGGAAAGCGAGUGGGAGGAGAAGUCCAAAAUGGACAAGAAGCAAAAAGGUCAGAAAAAUGAUGAGCAGAAUGGCUUUCCCGAUGGCUCGCAGCAAGCUUCGAGUUUUGAGGAGUAUCGCAAGCGGGCGGUUGGGUAG
Molecule: messenger RNA, 1779 nt
Organism: Penicillium malachiteum
Lineage: Eukaryota; Fungi; Ascomycota; Eurotiomycetes; Eurotiales; Aspergillaceae
Product: putative ATP-dependent Clp protease
Exons: 3
Coding region: 1-1779 (592 amino acids)
Biological process (GO): protein catabolic process; proteolysis
Cellular component (GO): mitochondrial matrix
Molecular function (GO): ATP binding; ATP hydrolysis activity
Source: RefSeq, a predicted model, not a curated record